CACCACCAAAAUGUGCAACAGAUGCCGUCGCCCACCGCCGCCCUGCCCCAUUUGCUGUCCGCCCAGCUGCUGUCAGCCGAGGAUAUGCUACUGCAUCUUUGAUCUGGAGAGUGCGGUGUUCGACACCCGCAACGUCUAUCGCCGUGCUGUCAUCGACAUUGCAGCCAGCUACAAUCGCGAGGUGCCCGAGCUGGUGCUGCUGCCCAUCGGGGUCAUGGCCACGGGUGAGAUGGCGGAGCUGAUUGUCCGCAAGUGCAAUAUACCCGUCACCUGGGAGCAGUUCCUGCUGCAAGUCAACGAACGCGCCUCGGAGCUCAUCUCCAAUCCGCCGCUGAUGGACGGCGUGGAGCGCCUCGUGCGGCACCUCUACAAAUGCUGCAUAACCUUGGCGCUGAUUAGUUCCAGCUGCGAGAAGCUCUACUGCCAGAAGAUACGCGGACGGGAAGCGUUCUUUGAGCACUUUGAAACGCUGAUCUGUGCGGAUGAUCCGCAGCUGAAGCGACCCAAGCCGGAGCCGGAUGUCUAUCUGAUUGCCAUGUCGCGUUUGGGCGAGGCGGACACCAGCAAUACUCUGGUGUUCGAUGGCAGCAUCAAGGGCGUGCAGGCGGCAGCGGAUGCUCGACUGAAGGUCGUCAUGGUGCCCGAGAAGAAGCUGCCCUACUGCUGGUCGGAGUUGGCAGCACUGCGGCUGGAGUCGCUGGAGGAGUUCAAGCCCGAAUGGUUUGGCCUGGCGCCACUCAGCAAGGAAGCACCAAGACCCAAGCCCAAGCCCAGUCCAGUGGUUGAGAGUCCAGGACAGCCCAUGGACAAACAGGAGUCUAGGGAAGAGCAAGAGUCCGGGGAACAGCAGCAAGAGGAUGAUGCAGCACGCACGGAAGAGAAUUCUGAAAAUGAGGCGGCUGACAUGGAAGAUACUGGCUCGAAACGAGCCUCAAGGAACUGGGACAAGAUACGAAACUCGGUGCGGAAAUCAGUGAGACGCAGCCAAGAAGUGGAGAAGGAUAAUGCGCCUGCCAAAGAGUAAAAGCCCAGAGCAGACUCAGGUUUAUUUUA
Messenger RNA from Drosophila guanche, 1053 nucleotides. RefSeq names its product probable pseudouridine-5'-phosphatase. The coding region runs from base 11 to 1024 and encodes 337 amino acids. NCBI's taxonomy places the organism in Eukaryota, Metazoa, Arthropoda, Insecta, Diptera, Drosophilidae. The transcript is spliced from 3 exons. The record is from RefSeq and is a predicted model, not a curated record. Gene Ontology annotation, molecular function: phosphatase activity.